Molecule: messenger RNA, 792 nt
Organism: Ruditapes philippinarum (Manila clam)
Lineage: Eukaryota; Metazoa; Mollusca; Bivalvia; Venerida; Veneridae
Exons: 5
Coding region: 64-792 (242 amino acids)
Source: RefSeq, a predicted model, not a curated record
UCUUAAAAUUGAAAGGCUUGUUUGUUGUGGGUUUUCUUUUCGGUCUAUAAAACAUAUAAGAGAAUGUUGCUCAGAAUAUUAGCAUUUUGCGCGAUUAUUAACCAAGCUUCUGGAAAUGGCGGAAGACUUAUAGAUCCUCCAGGUCGGUCAAGCGCUUGGCGUGAUGGAUUUCAGACUCCACGUAAUAACAUCGAUGACAAUUUGUCUUGUGGUGGAUUUCUGACACAAUUAUCAAAUGGCGGGAAAUGUGGCGUCUGUGGGGAUCCCUGGAAUGGCAAGCGCGAAAACGAGGCUGGUGGGAAAUACGCAACAGGAACUAUUGUUAGGAAAUAUUCUAUUGGACAAACCAUCAAUUUACAAGUUGACAUUACCAGUAAUCGGUACGGAUGGAUGGAAUUUAGAAUCUGCCCGAACAAUGACGCCACGAAAGCCGUCACCCAUGAUUGUCUGAACGCGCACGUGCUACAGCGAGCUGACGGCAACGGCACUAAGACAUAUAUCACGGUAAAGCGGUACGGCGUAUGGAAUAUGACGUAUAAAUUACCAACCGACAUGAAAUGUACACAGUGUGUUUUACAGUGGAAAUAUAACACAGGUGACACGUGGGGUGUAGAUGAAGUGACCGGAAAGGCUUGUAUAGGAUGUGGAUUGCAGGAACAAUUCUACGGUUGUGCUGAUGUUUCUAUACAGGAGACCGGGAAUAAUAUAACACCAAAGUCUCCCCGAGCUCUAACUACUAAAUCACCUGAUUCGACUGCUCAAGUAUUUGUUUCACACUAUAAUUUGUUUUGA